This is a messenger RNA of Anneissia japonica, 3001 nucleotides long. Its product is annotated as NXPE family member 3-like. The transcript has 4 exons. NCBI's taxonomy places the organism in Eukaryota, Metazoa, Echinodermata, Crinoidea, Comatulida, Comatulidae. The coding region runs from base 171 to 1856 and encodes 561 amino acids. The record is from RefSeq and is a predicted model, not a curated record.
GGUUGUACAUGCCGCCUGAGUCACGGAAAAUUUAAUUAGUCAAUGCAUAUUCUGAUCAAAUACUUCACUUUAAAAUACUACACCUAACUUUCAACUUAGUCGAGUUUCUCAGACAAAAUUAAGUCAAGUUUCUCGUAAAAAGUUUUAUUGUUUUCUGAUUUUAACAAGAGAUGAGUCAUCAGAACAUAUAUUCCACACUCUUUCGACGUCGUAAUGUGUUCGUUUUUCUACUAUUUGGCUCAUUGUUACUAACGUGUACUAUGUGUUCGUUUUUUAACCUCUCACCGAUGGAUCAUGUCUAUAGGGCGAUACAUCUACGACAACAUGAAGUACCUUUCCCAACUUCGUCAGAUAGGCUGAUGGGACCAUUAUUUACACAAAGAAUCCCAGACAGUGAAUUUUACAUUCCAAAUUACACUAUGCCUCCAAAAACAAGAGUCACGGACGCGAGACGUUGUGUGUUUUACAUCGAAAAUUUACAAGAUUCGUACAAUCUUUGUGAUAAAAUUCACGUUAUAAUUGAAGCACGUGAUCAUUUUAACUAUCAGAAGCGUAAAGGAGGUGACUACUUUCGCGCCAAAGUUUAUAGCAUUACGUCAUUGGCGAGUGAGUCUACUGACGGGGAAAUAGUAGACCACGAAAACGGUACCUACAGUGCGUUCUUCACCCUUCGAUGGAGCGGGCCUACAUACAUUGAGGUGAAACUAAUACACAGCAGUGAAGCAAUAACAGCAAUAAACAGAGUCCAAGCAAUUUACCCCGUUAGGAUGGCGUACGAUGGAAAGUUUCAAAUCGGAGACAUAAUUCACACUAUGAGGUGUCAUGUUGAGUUGUCGUCCACAAAGGAACUCUGCAACUACACUGAUGUGAGAACUGGGGAGCCAUGGUUUUGUGAAAAACCCAUUGACUUGCCCUGCACAGCGUUGAUGCUUCAUAGAGGAAACUUGAAUAAGGGUAGAAUCGACACGUUAUCGAAAUUUACGUCAGAAGAAAGAUUAUUUUUUAGACCAAAAACGAUCAUUGGUGCAAUCAAAAUAUUCGUGAACACUUCAGAUGAGAAGACAUUAUGCGAAGAGUCACCAACUAUAUGCCAACCUAUACUGCAUUCAGCUAAAGCCGACCAACAAUUAGCCUCUGGCUUUUAUUUCAAUGAUAGCUGGCACUCUAAUGACUGCCGCCUUCAAAAUAUUGAUGUCCAAUCAAUUUCAACCUCAAAAUGUUUGACGAAUAAGCAGUUUUAUUUUUACGGAGACUCGACAGUUCGACAGUGGUUUGAAUACCUGGUUCAAUAUUUACCAGAUACAUCUCAAAUUGACAUUCCAGGAGUGAACGCAAAGGGCGGACCUUUAAUUGCAAAAUCUGAAAAGUACAAUAUCAAAUUAUUCUACCGCCACCACGCGUAUCCGAUUCGUAACAGCUGGAUGCGUGUAGAAGAUAUCAAAUGGACAGCCAAUGAAAUUGACCAAAUUAACGCAGACGGUAAUACUGUCAUCUGUAUAAAUAUGUUUGCACAUUUUGUACCGACAAGUAUCGACGUUUACCGACGACGAUUAUUAACAAUAAAAUCAGCAUUGUUAAGAUUAUUCAAAAGAAGUCCGAAGACACUGGUGUUCUUCAAAAGUGCAAACACAAGGGAUUAUCACGGACCCGAGGGGUCGGUGAAUUACGGGGAUUGGUUAGCACUUCAGUUGGACCAAGAAAUGCGGUUGGUUAUGGAUUGUGUUCCAAAUCUUACAAUUAUUGACGUCUGGGACAUGACGAAUUGUCAUAGGACAGGAGAAGUUAUUCAUCCACAUCAGCUGGUCAUCAGGGAAGAAAUAAAUGUCCUACUGUCAUUCAUUUGUAGGCCUACUUGAUUGAUCUGAAUUCCGUGUAAUUAUUGGAACUUUGAUUUGGUUUGUUUCAAUACACAUUAUAGGCCUAAAAUUCAAGGCAUGGGGAAAGCUACAGCGAGCAACAAUGAUCGGGAUGCAAGUGGGACACGUUUCAUGCACUGUCUUGUAGUAAAUGGUUUACCAGUUAAAGUAGUUGAUGAAGAAUAAUUAAGAAUUGGUUUUUCCAAAUGUAUCCUCCAAAUGUAUCACCUCACUCACUAUUCAAAAAAUCCUAUAGGCUUACUUAUCCAUAGUUUGCAAGGCAAAGAUAUCAAAGAUAUUGGAGAUGUACCUUGGUGGUUAAGAUGCUUGCCUUUAAAUCCCAGGGUCCGGGUUCAAAUCCUCGGACAGCGCAAUAUUUUUUCUCACUACGAAGAAACUUCUACGCUGAUAAAGCAUUAUAUUAGGCCCGGACUUCAGUUAUUUAAGAGGGCCCCUAAAUACCCUUCUAGGAGACGCUGAAGGGUUAUCAUCUAUAAAUUUGGUUUAAAAAAAGGUAGCUGAAUUGAGUAGUCAUAUAGUAUUCAGUAAGUACAGUAAAUAAGGAAUCAAUUUUUACAGUACUUUUAGGACUAAAGAUAUGAUUUUAUUCACGAGCUUUCGCCCCGAUCAUAAUGGGUAGUAAAAGUCUUAAUUCGUCUAAAGACGUUUCUCUCAGAAUUCGUCUAAGGCGUUUCUUUUACAUGGUUUUAAAUUGUAUCGAUUGUAUCGUAGAUUUCGGAUUUCACUCAGCUACAAAACGAUUUGAAAUGUAGAAAUCAGGUAAAUAUAGAUAGAUAGAAAACAGCAGCUUUUUCGCACUGCGCCAGUGCCGAUAUCCACUGCCGUUUAAUUUAUCUCAUAAAAACGUAACUUCCGGAAUAACGAAGAAAUAUUCGUCGGAAUAAUUAUUUCGUCAUCAGCAAACUUGUACGCAGUAGUGCGACUCGACCAUGACUCGACACAGGUUUCUGUGGUCAGCCUUACCCCAAGUAUGGCGGGAAUUUUUAUGUUUAGUGUUUCGUAUGACAGCAUAGCCGUCGGAAGCAUUUUGCAAAUGGUCCGGCCAUUAAAGUGAGAGCGGGGUUUGGGAGUUGGGGUGGCACUUAGCAAAUCUGGUAGUAACUGAAAAGUGGAGACCCACUACA